Molecule: messenger RNA, 2346 nt
Organism: Solanum lycopersicum (tomato)
Lineage: Eukaryota; Viridiplantae; Streptophyta; Magnoliopsida; Solanales; Solanaceae
Product: (6-4)DNA photolyase
Biological process (GO): circadian regulation of gene expression; entrainment of circadian clock by photoperiod
Cellular component (GO): nucleus; cytoplasm
Molecular function (GO): FAD binding; DNA binding; deoxyribodipyrimidine photo-lyase activity
Source: RefSeq, a predicted model, not a curated record
CCUUAACUUCCUCAUGAAAAAUGAACAAACUGUUCUCCCUUUCGCUAAUUCUAACCACCCGGCUCACGUUAGUGAACGCCCCUCAUUAUACAAAGUACCAGAAGUUAGAGCCCAUUUAUGGCGGGAAACCCCAUAACCGUUUAAAUAAAUUCUCUUUUUCUUCAUUUCUCUGUAAAAUCAUCUAUGGCUUCUGGAGCGAACUCUUUGAUGUGGUUCAGGAAGGGUUUGAGACUCCAUGAUAAUCCAGCUUUGGAAUAUGCAGCUAAAGGAUCGAAGUUUUUGUACCCUGUUUUCGUGAUUGAUCCACACUAUAUGGACCCUGAUCCGACUGCAUUUUCUCUGGGUUCAUCUAAAGCCGGGUUGAACCGGAUACAGUUUUUGCUUGAAAGCCUUGCUGAUCUCGAUUUGAGUCUUAAGAAGGUUGGUUCACGUUUGUUGGUGCUCAAGGGUGACCCUGGUGAGCUCUUGAUUCGCUGCUUGAAGGAGUGGAGCAUAGGCAAACUUUGCUUUGAGUACGACACAGAGCCCUACUAUCAAGCUUUAGAUGAAAAAGUUAAGGGCUAUGUUUCUGGAACUGGUGUAGAGAUUUUCUCUCCUGUGAGCCAUACCCUCUACAAUCCUGCCGAUAUAAUACAUAAGAAUGGUGGAUCCCCACCUCUGAGUUAUCAGUCUUUCCUCAAACUGGCUGGGCAACCAUCUUGGGCAGCAACCCCUCUUUCAACAACCAUAUCUUCACUUCCUCGUAUUGGAAAUACUGGAAGUUUUGCAGUCUCAGAAGUUCCAACUGUCAGAGAACUUGGUUAUGAAGAUUUACCAGAGGACGAAAAGACUCCUUUUAAAGGUGGAGAAUCAGAAGCACUGAAGAGGUUGAGAGAAUCAAUUGCUAACAAGGAAUGGGUUGCAAAUUUUGAGAAACCCAAGGGUAAUCCAUCUGCAUUUCUAAAACCAGCAACAACUGUUUUAUCACCCUACUUAAAGUUUGGUUGUCUCUCUUCCAGGUACUUCUACCAGUGCAUUCAGGACAUUCUGAAAUGCUCUAAAAAGCAUACUUCUCCACCUGUUUCUCUUCUUGGACAGUUGUUAUGGCGCGACUUUUUCUACACAGCUGCCUUUGGAACUCCUAAUUUUGAUCAGAUGAAGGGUAACAGAAUAUGCAAACAGAUACCUUGGAAGAAUGAUGAUAAAUUGCUAGCUGCUUGGAGAGAUUCCAAGACAGGGUUUCCUUGGAUUGAUGCCAUAAUGGUCCAGCUUCGAAAGUGGGGUUGGAUCCAUCAUCUUGCUCGACACAGUGUAGCAUGCUUUCUAACUCGUGGGGAUCUGUUUGUGCAUUGGGAGAGAGGACGUCAUGUUUUUGAAAGACUGCUUAUUGACUCUGAUUGGGCAAUCAACAACGGAAACUGGUUGUGGCUAUCAUGCUCUUCAUUUUUCUACCAGUAUAAUCGGAUUUAUUCACCAAUCUCAUUUGGAAAAAAGUAUGAUCCUGCCGGGAACUAUAUCAGGCAUUUUCUUCCUGUUUUAAAAGAUAUGCCUAAGGAGUAUAUAUAUGAACCUUGGACUGCUCCUAUAAGUGUCCAACGUAAAGCAAAAUGCAUCAUUGGCGUAGAUUAUCCCAAACCAGUUGUUUCCCAUGAUUCUGCAAGCAAAGAAUGUAAGAUGAGACUUGGUGAAGCAUAUGCAUUGAACAAGAAGCUGAAUGGCUUGGUCAGUGAGGAAGACUUGAACGAGUUAAGGAGAAAAGCAGACAAUGAAUCUACAACUCUGGAUUCUGUUUCCAGGAAGAAAAAACAGAAGUUAAUUGAUUAGGACUACGCCAUUGAAACCAUAGGUGUAUACAAGAUCGGCAGCUAGGCAACCAGUAUUUGUAGGAGCUACGAAAGAACAUUCUCCUCCAACGACAUCUCCUUUAAAAUGAUGCCACUGGUGAUGCCUUGGCCCUUAGGUCCCUUAACUCAAUAGUGUUAAAAUGUAGGUGUCCUAUUAUAGUAUAUCAUGUGUGUGCCAGGAUUCGGGAGAUUAGAGUUAACAUACUGAGAGAAGGAGAAUGAGUGUGUGUGUGUGUCAAAAUAGAGAAGCACAAAUCUGGUAUGUUUUGAUAUUUAAGUGAAUAAGAUCAUUAAGAUAUUUAGCUCUUCUUUAACAGUGACAACCUAUAAAGGAGAAUGUGAUGUAUCCCUGUUGUUCUUUGACGAUGUCCUACUCACAAUACAUGAUACGUUUUAGAUCCCUUCUUCCCUUGAUUAUGUUUUGAUAGCUUUUAGGAAAUGAGUCCUUUUCAUUGUCUUCCUUCUUUUUUGUUGGAAGAUAUUGUGAAAUACGAUGUGUUUCAUAUGAAUUUAUUAUUUAUGA